UUUAGUGUUACAAUCUAUGGCAGUAUAUAUACUCGUAUAUACUACAUUGACUACAUAUCAAAACAUACGACGAUAAAACAAUUUCGCAAAUAUAUUAAUCAGGUGAAUACGCAACUUUUCCGCGAACACCUGACAUAUGUGAAAAGAAGGUACGACACAGUGUCAUCAAAUAUUGCAAAAUUAGCAUUUUUAUUGCAAUCUUAUUACGAGGAUAGGAUGUCUACAUCCAGUAACUGGAAAUGACAUAUUACACAUGUAUAAACAUGAUGAUUGUGUAAAUAAUUUUCACACAAUUUUUUCAAAUUUUUAUUUUGAGAAAAUUAUUUAAUACCCAAAAUGCCACAAGGAGAUGGUGCUGCUGUUGCAGUGCCAAAUAAUCAAAACGGUGCAGUGAUACAUAAUCUUCAUAGUCUUGCUGGUGUAAUAGGACCAGUUUUAAAUAACAAUAAUAUGAAUAUAGCUAGAAAUAACAAUAAUCAAAACCCAUUGAUUAAUGUGCGGGAUAGGUUGUUUCAUGCGUUAUUUAUCAAAGCAGCACUAGCUUAUGCACGAACAUUUCCAAGGCCUGUCAGGAGAUUCAUAGAAUUUAUAGUUCUGUUGAAGGCUAUAUUGGCAUUUUUUGUAUUGGCUUAUAUUCAUAUAGUAUUUUCACGUGCUCCCACUAACUGCUUAGAACAUAUAAGAGAUGAAUGGCCGCGGGACGGUAUAUUGAGAGUUGAAAUUCUCAGGAAUGGUGGUGAGGAUUAUAGUAUAGAGAAAAGUUAUGCCAAAGAGGAAAGAUUAAGGCAAGAGAAAGUUGAUGAUUUAACUAACGCUUUGGGAAUAUUAACUAGAGAUGGAUUUAUAAAUAUUGAACCAUCGGCUGUUGAUGAAGAACGGGACACUGUAAAUCCUUCCAAUGAAGAAAAUCACGAGAAUUUAACAUUAAAGGAACAAGAUAUAAUGGGAAAUGUCAUAGUUUCUGGAGAGACACAAAAUCCUGAUCUAAGCACAACAAAUACAACGAUGAACUCGCCAUUAUCAACUAAGUUUUGGAAUGGUUUAAACAUAGCUGAAAAAACAUUAUCUACAAGUGCAGAAGGUAAUUCUACGGAAGUACCUGAAAUCAAUCAGUCAAAUGGAGAGAAUGUUGUACAGUUGAAAGAUCGUACGUCGGAUGUUGACAAAAUGGCGAGAACAGAAGAUGGAUAUAUCGUGGAAUAUUCAUUGGAAUAUGGUUUCUUGCGAUUGUCACCGGCAGCCCGACAAAGAUUAAACAUUCCAGUCAAAAUUGUCACUUUGGAUCCAUUGACUGACAAAUGUUUCGGUGAUGCAUUUUCAAGAUUGAUAUUGGAUGAAUUUUUGGGAUAUGAUGAUUUGUUGAUGGCAAGCAUCAAAACACUAGCAGAACAUGAAGACAACAAAGGCUUCCUGAGGAAUGUAGUGACAGGAGAACAUUACCGAUUUGUGAGCAUGUGGAUGGCGCGAUCAUCAUAUCUAGCCGCAUUUUUCGUCAUGCUCGUGUUUACGGUAUCGAUUUCGAUGUUACUGCGCUACUCACAUCACCAGAUCUUCGUCUUUAUUGUUGAUCUCAUACAAAUGCUGGAGUUUAACUUAACUGUGUCUUUGCCAGCUGCUUCACUGUUAACAGUAAUUUUGGCGUUAGUCGGAAUGGAAGCACUUAUGUCUGAAUUUUUCAAUGAUACAACUACUGCGUUUUACAUAAUCCUGAUAGUAUGGCUUGCUGACCAAUAUGAUGCUAUCUGCUGUCACACAGCUCUUACGAAGAGACACUGGCUAAGAUUUUUCUACUUGUAUCACUUCUCUUUCUACGCGUACCACUAUCGAUUUAACGGACAGUACAGCAGUUUGGCGCUUGUUACAUCAUGGCUCUUUAUACAACACUCAAUGUUGUACUUCUUUCAUCACUACGAGCUACCAGUGAUUCUGCAACAGGCGCAGUUGCAGCAAAUUCUAUUUCGCAAUCACGCUCAGCCUCCGGCGCAACCGACGACGCCCAGCACAGUCCCGACCACCCCGGGUCCGGGAUCAUCGCCGUCGACGACGACGCCGUCGUCGUCUUCUCCAAGUUCGAACUCGCUUACGUCGCUUACGACGGAACAGACGCAGCAAAACUACAUCACCGAACUCUCUCAGCUCGAUUUGGAGCCUAACGGUACAGAGGAACGAUACGGAAAUGUCAAUGCCGAGCAAACGUCUUCUGCGACGGCCACGAGUCAUCAGCGAAAUGAUUCUGUUCAAGAGGACGCGACUACAUCAACUUCGACCGUGACAGCGGAAGCGAUUCCUUCAGCUUCCGGAGCUACGAGUUUAUCCACCGAUAUUUCGUCCUCCGAAGACUUCGAAGUCAUCGAGGCUGCCGAAGCAAUGCGCAAGGAAGCGAUGUCCACGAAGGACAAGAAGGAACGUUAGACUUUAGUGUUGUGCUAGGUGCAUGAUAUUUGAAAGGUAAGAACCAUCAUUUCUACAUAACAUUAUUGAAGGGUUUCGACAGAGGUGGCGUUAUCCUGUCAUGAAUUAAACUUAAUUGUAAAACAAUGUACUACGUUUAUGUAAGAAUGAACAAACUUUGUUCAAUGCUCGUUUUCAAGGAUGAGGAUGAAGUUAAAGGUUUUUUUAAGCGUGUCAUGGGUAUGUUGCGCUAUUAAGUCAGAACCAAUGAACGCAAGAGCAAAGAUUUAUACAGCGAUGCGUAAAAGUGCAAUAAAUUUUCAUUGGAAAUAAUAUUGAUUAUGGGGGAUGAGGGAUCGGGAUUUAAUACAAUUACACAAUUUGAUGUUAGAUUCGUUAGGAACCCAGUGUAAUAGCAAAGUUAGUUGUCGUAAAUGUAGCUUGAGGAAUAAUAAGAUAUAAUGUUUUAAUCUGCAGCAUGUUGAAAAUAUUAAUAUAUAUUCAAUGUUAAAUAUUUGUUUC
Linepithema humile (Argentine ant) is the source of this 2913-nucleotide messenger RNA. RefSeq names its product membralin. Gene Ontology annotation, cellular component: endoplasmic reticulum. Lineage: Eukaryota; Metazoa; Arthropoda; Insecta; Hymenoptera; Formicidae. Gene Ontology annotation, biological process: positive regulation of ERAD pathway; response to endoplasmic reticulum stress. The record is from RefSeq and is a predicted model, not a curated record.